Molecule: messenger RNA, 4724 nt
Organism: Mangifera indica (mango)
Lineage: Eukaryota; Viridiplantae; Streptophyta; Magnoliopsida; Sapindales; Anacardiaceae
Exons: 10
Coding region: 417-4478 (1353 amino acids)
Biological process (GO): signal transduction; protein phosphorylation
Cellular component (GO): cytoplasm
Molecular function (GO): protein kinase activity; protein binding; ATP binding
Source: RefSeq, a predicted model, not a curated record
AGAACAGUACCCCACCAGGGCUUUCAUAUCAGCAUCCCAACAAAAAGAUGAUGAUUAGCGUGUGAAAAAAGUCUUAAAAUUUGUAGCUUUAAGUGGUAGAUCUAGAGGAGAACGCUCUAGAGAAACAAUCUAAUUUAGCGUACGAAAUUACGGAGAUAGUAGUUUUUGUUUCGAACUAAAGUUUAGUGCUUUAGAAUCAUAGAGAGAGAGAGAGAGAGAGAGAGAGAAGCCCUUGUCUUUGGGGCUUGGCGCAGGUUCCUGGUUGAAGACUGAAUUUCCCUGCAUUAGAAGGUCUUGUUUUUUCAAGCAACUGAACUGCAUAGUGGAUUUGGGAGAAUGCCAGUGUUGAGAUGGAAUUGGUGUGAUAUCCAUGGCAGCUUGCCUGGGUGCAUUUGGCCCAGGUGAAGUUGAAUGAAAUGGAGAGAAAUUUCGGAAAAGGUACAAUGAAUCAGGCAAAAAAUUACGAACAGGUUCGAUACACUAAUGUUGAAACUAGAAAUGAGGGACCUGGUUCAGCAAAUCAAAGGUUUCUCCAUGACCCCUCUAGUAAUAUCAACACUAACAUCCGACCUCCAGAUCACACACUGUCUGUGGGAGCUAGACCACCUGUGCUGAACUACUCCAUUCAGACUGGUGAGGAGUUUUCUUUAGAAUUUAUGCGGGAAAGGGUGAUUCCUAGGCAGCACAUUGUUCCAAAUGCUUAUGGUGAUUUUAACAAUCCACCUGUUUCUAUGGGUCUGCUGGGAAUGUUAGGAAUUUCUCAUACUGGUCCGGAGAGUGGGUCUGAUGUCACAAUGCUUAAUACAGCAGAGACAAGCCAUGGUCAGGAGUUUGGGAGAAAGGGAUCUUCUGCACACGAAGACAGAGGUUAUUAUGAUUCCGUACAUUCAGUGUCACACACCUUAUCGAGAAACGAAGUGAGUCAAGGGGUUCAUGGUUAUACCUCUUCAGGAGGUGCUGAUUGCUCAUCAACCAAGGUGAAGUUCCUCUGCAGCUUUGGUGGGAAAAUUUUGCCUCGUCCCAUUGAUGGAAAGCUUCGGUAUGUGGGAGGAGAAACACGUAUUAUCCGGUUAAGUAAAGAUAUCUCAUGGCAGGAGCUUAUGCAGAAAGCUUUGGCAAUAUAUAGUGAAACACAUACAUUAAAAUAUCAACUUCCUGGCGAGGAUCUUGAUGCAUUGGUUUCUGUAUCCUGUGAUGAGGAUCUGUUGAACAUGAUGGAAGAAUUUAAUGUAUUAGAAAACAGGGGACAACAGAAACCUCGUAUGUUUCUAUUUUCUAGUAGAGAUCUAGAGGAUGCUCAGUUUGGUCUGGAAAACAUGGAGGUUGAUUCUGAGAUUCAAUAUGUUGUUGCUGUUAAUGGUAUGGACCUAGGAUCACGAAAAAGCUCAAUUGCUUUAGCAAGCACUUCACAAAAUAAUUUGGAUGAGUUGCUUGGUCUAAAUGUUGAAAGGGAAACUGGUCGAGCUGCAGCUGAAUUGGCUGGUGCUAGCACCACAACUUUGACGUUAAGUGUACCUGCGUCUACAAUUCAAUCUUCUCAACCAGGGCUGGUAAGUUCCUCAAGUGCUUAUCAGUUGAAUUCACAGCCUUAUCAGGGACUGAAAAUGCACCAUGGGGAAGCUAGCCAGCAUAUAUCAUCCACUUUGCACUCUACAGAGAGCUUCCCCCUGAUAGAUGUGAAGGGCAGCACUCUUUUAUCUGCUCCACUGCAAUAUGACUAUGGUUCAAACUUAGCAAUACACGGAGAAAAUUCAGGCCCCAUGCCUCUCUAUGGACAACUGGAUCAACCUUUGGCUAAAGAGCUGGUGCAUGGUGGCUUCCGUGCUGAAGAUCAGGAAGUAUUUCUGAAGGAGGCUAAACUCAAAAAAGUCGGAUCAGCUCCUAAAAUAAAUGAACCUGAGAAGAUUUCCCCCCUGGAUAAGGAAGCAUCAAUAAAGGAUCCAAAAACGAAAAGAGAUAGCUUGCUGGCAAAGAUUAAUGAAACGGAAAAAAUUCGAAUUUCUGAAAAAGAGCAUGUUGUUUCUUCACACCCUCAUACUACUGUUUCAGGCCAUAUUCCUAGGGAAGAGGUAUCAAUUGAUUCAUCUGCAGACAUAGGUUCACUGCCAUUGCCCUCAAAAAGUAAUAAAAAGGCUCAAGAACCUAUACAGAACCCUGUGCCACCUGAGGCUUUAAAUGAGGGGAGGAAGAACAAUGAUGAUGACUGUUUUUAUGCAAUUGAUGGAGUUUUUACGUCUGGAUAUAGUGAUGUGGAGGCUGGGCCUACUGAAUUUGGCUACCUUGAACCAUCUGUGAUUCCUCAGAGGGUUUAUCAUUCUGAGCGAAUUCCAAGAGAGCAGGCCGAAAUGAGCCGUUUGUCAAAAUCUGAUGAUUCCUUUGGCUGUCAGUAUCUGAUUCCUCAAGCACAUGGGGAUUGUUCUCAACCAAUUGCAGAAUCCGUUGAUAAAUUGCACGAAAGCAGUAUGGCUUCCCAUACUGAGCAGUCUGUUACAUCUGCCAAAAAGCUGUAUACAAUUCCUCAGUCAGUUGAAGCUGAACUUGCUCAAUUAAGAACUCCUAAAGUAGUUGCUGAUAAAAUGAAUAAGACAAAUUCCAACAUUUCAGAAGGCAUGCUUGAGUCAAAUUUAGAGAAAUCUGAACCAAGGCAGGUGGUUCCAACUUCUUUGGUUGAUCAUGAAGUAACUAGAAUCAAAGAUAUAUAUAAAGAGCACACUGUCAGUGACAAAGAAGCAGCUGGUAUGAAACAUCCUACAGCAAGUCAUGGAACUCAUAGUAAGCAUCUGAAAGAUUCCAUUUCGAAACCAUCAGAAUAUGAAUGGAGUGAUAUUACAGAAAAAAUUAACAAUGGAAAUGAACGUGAGGGGCAUGCACAGCCUUUUGCACAAAUAGAAAAUCCAGUUAGAACUGGUCCUUUAAGGGAUUCCAGUGUUGGUGUUGGCCAUAGUGAGCAGGGGGACAUACUUAUUGACAUCAAUGACCGAUUUCCUCAUGAUUUCCUAACUGAUAUGUUCUCAAAAGCAAGAAUCUCUGAAAACCUUGCUGGUAUGAGUCCGAUGCAUGGAGAUGGGCCAGUUGCAAGCUGGAAUGUUGAGAAUCGUGAUCCUAAGCGGUGGUCAUAUUUCCGGAACCUGGCUCAAGAUGAGUUUUCUAGAAAAGAUGUUUCCCUUAUGGACCAAGAUCACCCGGGUCUCGCUCAUCCACUUACAAAUAUCAAGGAGGGAACUCCUGCUGAUUACAGCUAUCCCCCUUUACAGCCUGAUGGAAGUGCAAUGACUCAAAAUGAAUUGCAUAUCAAUGUUGGUGAGGACAUUCAGCGAGAGUCAUCUAGUACUGUUAGACCCAAUACCAUGGAUAUGCGUCAAGAUAACAUGCAUUCUCAUCUCCAGGGUGAUCAAAGUGUGCAUUUACAGGGCAUGAACGGUAGAAUACCAGAGUCAGAAUAUGAGGAGGGGAGGCUGGAUCUCCCCAGUACCAGUGCACAUUUUGUUGAUCUUGGUUUGGGAGAUUUUGAUAUCAGUACGUUGCAGGAGGGGAGGCUGGAUCUCCCCAGUACCAGUGCACAUUUUGUUGAUCUUGGUUUGGGAGAUUUUGAUAUCAGUACGUUGCAGAUUAUAAAAAAUGAAGAUCUGGAAGAGCUUAUAGAACUGGGUUCUGGCACUUUUGGGACUGUUUACCAUGGGAAAUGGAGAGGAACAGAUGUUGCCAUUAAGCGAAUAAAAAAGAGCUGUUUUACUGGUCGUUCAUCUGAGCAAGAACGAUUGACUGUGGAGUUCUGGCGUGAAGCUGAAAUUCUUUCAAAGCUUCACCAUCCAAAUGUGGUGGCCUUCUAUGGUGUGGUGCAGGAUGGACCGGGAGGAACACUGGCCACUGUGGCAGAAUUCAUGGUGAAUGGUUCUCUAAGACAUGUUUUACUUAGCAAGGACAGGCAGCUUGAUCGCCGGAAGAGGCUCAUUAUUGCAAUGGAUGCAGCAUUUGGAAUGGAAUAUUUACAUUCAAAGAAUAUUGUACAUUUUGAUUUGAAAUGUGACAAUUUGCUUGUCAACUUGAAAGAUCCUUUACGACCCAUUUGCAAGGUUGGCGAUUUUGGCUUGUCAAAGAUUAAAAGAAAUACCUUGGUUACUGGUGGUGUGAGGGGAACCCUUCCUUGGAUGGCUCCAGAGCUCUUGAAUGGUAGCAGUAGCAAGGUUUCUGAAAAGGUUGAUGUGUUCUCUUUUGGAAUUGUCCUUUGGGAGAUUCUCACUGGUGAGGAGCCUUAUGCCAAUAUGCAUUAUGGAGCGAUCAUAGGAGGUAUUGUCAAUAACACUUUGAGGCCCCUGGUUCCAAGCUCCUGUGACUAUGAAUGGAGAUUACUAAUGGAACAAUGUUGGGCUCCAGAUCCCGUGGCACGCCCAUCAUUUACAGAGAUAGCUAGACGAUUACGGGUUAUGUCUGCAGCAUGCCAGACUAAAUCACAUGCACAGAAUCAGGUAGCCAAGUAACCGCAAAUGAUUCUCUUAUUAUGCCAAUUUAGCCAUCAUGAUGAGAUACAAUAAUGCCAGUUAUGUAUAUAUGUUUUCAUAUAUGUUCUCCAUAUAAAGUUGUUGUGUAUUUAUAUACAAAAUAGCAAGUUGUUGCUCACCAUUGAAAGGGUAAGAUAUGAUUUUGGUUUGUGCAGAACCUGGAGGAAUUGUUUAUACAUGUAAAUCUAUCAUGUGUCGAUGGUAAAAAAUUGAACUUUGAUCUGA